Linepithema humile (Argentine ant) is the source of this 1933-nucleotide messenger RNA. RefSeq names its product innexin inx7 (gene Inx7). Gene Ontology annotation, cellular component: gap junction; plasma membrane. The record is from RefSeq and is a predicted model, not a curated record. Gene Ontology annotation, molecular function: gap junction channel activity. Gene Ontology annotation, biological process: phototransduction. Lineage: Eukaryota; Metazoa; Arthropoda; Insecta; Hymenoptera; Formicidae.
CGUAGUCGUAGAUCAGUAUCUAAACAAUGUUCGUCACAUUUCCGACAAGAGAAUUGUCGUCAAAAUCGAACAUAUCACAGUGUUACAGAUGUAUUAUUUGCUCAUUCGUGGUUAUAACUCGUGACUAUGUCCUCAUGUCAUUUAAUUCCUCGCUAUCUGCUCUUAUCUGAACAAACGUCUUCAUAAUAAUAACUUUUGAUAAUACUGAGUUUUGUGGAGCGUCCAUAGUACUGCGUAAUCAUCUUUCUGAUAACAGUUGUAAGAGAUUUACUGCUUCAGAGUUUUCAGUGUAUUCUCGAUCGGUACUUUAUAUGGAUUAUACAAGUGUCGCUCAUGCGCCAACUGUAAUCGAAGUUGCGAUAUUCUCGACGACCACGAAGUCCGUCAAUGUCGUGCAGAGACAAAAGUGACGCUUGUAGCGACAUAGACGCGAGAUUUUGCAAGUGUUCGGAACAUAAAUAGAAACAUUAAUUUUACUACCGGAAGAAUUGUGGAAAAUCAGUCAACAUGGUGGACGCCCCCACCGUAUUCGCUGCCUUCUCGGUUCUUAAAAAUCACGUUAAAUUCAAAAUCAACCAAGAUUUUGUAGCCAUUGAUAACCUCGUUUUUAGAUUACACUACCGGGCUACAUUUCUGUUGCUUCUCGUUGGAUCGAUUCUCGUAACUUCCAGACAAUUUAUCGGAGAACAUAUAAGAUGUAUCUCCGACACUUCUGUACCACCUCGUGUUAUCGAGACCUUUUGCUUUUUCAUGUCCACAUAUACUGUGGUGAAACAUCUAAAUGCCACAGCGGUGCUGGAAGGCGAAUUGCCACAUCCUGGCGUAGGACCAGCGUCGAAAAACGACCCUGUCAUACAUCAUGCUUAUUAUCAAUGGGUGCCUUUUGUCCUGUUCUUCCAAGCGCUUUUCUUUUACUUGCCGCACUACCUAUGGCGAAAAAUGGAAGGUGGUCGGGUGCAUAUGUUAGUGUCGGGAUUACAUAUGGCAUCCAUAGCGCUGAGCGAAACGGAGAUUAAGGUGAACGAUGAUGUCAAGGUGCCUUCGAAGAAGGACCGUGACGAUAAGAUACAACAGAUUCGCAUCGGCUUUAUAAAUCGCUUGCACCUUAAUCGUCCGUGGGCGUACGGUUUGGCUCUCUGCGAAGUUAUGAACUUUACGAAUGUGAUCGUGCAAAUUUUCGUAACCGACUGGUUCCUCGGAGGAGCCUUCUUGGGUCUCGGCCAAUCGGUCACUGAGCCAGCGUCUAAGGAUAAGCUAGACCCGCUCGAUAUAGUGUUCCCGAAGGUAACUAAAUGCAUUUUUCAUAAGUACGGCCCUUCGGGUACCAUACAAAAGCACGAUGCGUUGUGUGUGAUGGCCCUGAACAUCGUUAACGAGAAGAUCUAUACGGUCCUUUGGUUCUGGUUCAUCAUAUUGGCAGUGAUAACCGGUUUGGGACUGAUUUGGAGACUGCUGACCAUGAUCCUUCACUCCAGAAGUAUGUCAUUCAACAAGCUCGUGUUUUCCAUGGCCUGUCCUGGAAAGUACAACCCGUGGAACGUGCUCAAAGUCACUAAUGAGUAUCAUUUCGGCGACUGGCUGUUCUUGUACUACAUCGCCAGAAAUUUGGACAGUUACGUUUUCAAGGACCUUCUUCAACGAUUGGCGGAGGAUCUGGAGAACAGACAUCAAACACGGUACAAAAUCUUGCCUCUAGACGUAGAGGAGGAACUACUGAAGAAGCAAGAAGUUCUAGAAAUUCCGGAGAAUGAAAAUAUAGAGAUGUAUAAGACCGUCAAGUAAUCUUUCAUAAAAGGUAUUAAUUUUACAAGUUCGUAAAAGAUCAAAUUAAUUACAAUCUUUUUACAAGACAUAUUUUCGCACAAAGUUUGUGCUAUAAUCGACUCACUCGCAAUUUUUUCUAUUAUUACAAAUAAAAUUCUAAGUUUAAAAA